CGUCCCUCGCAGGUUGAGCCGGAGUCGGAGCGUUUCCGCCUCGCGGCCGCCGCACGCCCGGGGCCAGCCGAGCCCAGCCGAGCCGCGCCGCGCGCGGGGCGUUCCGCCGCUCGCCUCCCCUCAGACCGGUCUUAAGGCAGCGGCGCCGGCGGCCGAAGGAUGUGGCGGAGGCGGCAGUGGCAGGCGCCGCGGCCGAGGGAGCCCUGAGCCCGAGCAGCGCUUCCCGGCCCCGCGACCCCCGGCCCGGCAGCGACCCCCGGCCCGGCCCCCGCCGUCCCCCGCCCCUCGGCGACGUCGCCCUCCGCGGCCCCGCCCGCCCCCGCCGGGUCCCCGCGCCCUGGAGCCCCGCGCGGGCGCUGAGCGCAGCCCGUGAGCCGAGCGCAGCCAGGAUGGCCUCGUCGUCCGGCAACGACGACGACCUCACCAUCCCCAGGGCUGCCAUCAACAAGAUGAUCAAAGAGACGCUGCCCAACGUCCGCGUGGCGAACGACGCCCGGGAGCUGGUGGUCAACUGCUGCACUGAGUUCAUCCACCUCAUCUCCUCCGAGGCCAACGAGAUCUGCAACAAAUCGGAGAAGAAAACUAUCUCCCCGGAACACGUCAUACAAGCGCUAGAAAGUUUGGGGUUUGGCUCCUAUAUCAGUGAAGUCAAAGAAGUCUUACAAGAAUGCAAAACAGUAGCACUAAAGAGAAGAAAGGCCAGUUCGCGCUUGGAGAACCUCGGCAUUCCGGAAGAAGAGCUACUAAGGCAGCAACAGGAAUUAUUUGCACAAGCUAGACAACAGCAAGCAGAACUGGCACAGCAGGAAUGGCUACAGAUGCAACAAGCAGCUCAACAGGCACAGCUCGCUGCUGCCUCAGCCAGUGCAUCCAAUCAGGCAGGAUCUUCUCAGGAUGAAGAUGAUGAAGAUGAUAUCUGAAAAUCACCAGCUGAGUUGUCUUACUAAGAAAUACUUUUCCUGCACAAUGAAAACAGUGAAAUGAAUGCUUACCUGUAAGUUUGUAUGCAUCGUGGACUGGCAGUUGGUAUUCUAGGGGUGUCUGCUGUUGUGUGCUGUACAUGUAUAAACUGUCUUUUUUGAACUCUUGAAGAUUUAAGGUUCAGUAUCAUAUCAACUUUGGAUUUUUAAUGGUGUAUAUGGAAAUUUUAGAUAGCAGUGCGUCAUUUAUUUGAUCAAUAAACAGUGUUACAAUAAACAACAUGUUUAUAAAAUAUAGUGAGAUUUAUACAAAAAGCUCUAAAUCCACAUUUGCAUUUCUUCCCUUUUAACUAAACUACGAAAUCUUACUUAGAAUUUUUAAUUGUUUUUUGGGGGAGUGGUACAGUAGACAUAAUCUGUUAACAUGAAAAAAAAAGUAGAGUUCAGCAUAGAAGAGUCUGAAUUCUUAGUUCUUUUUAAAAUGAGGAUGUAUAUGGCAAUAAAUAUUAUAUAUGCUCAAAUACCACACUUGUUAAAAUUUGAAAAUUAUACAUUUUCGCCAAGCUAGGAAAAGGUAUGUUUAAUAGGAGUUGUACAAAUUCAGUCUUUUUUUUUGUAUAGGGGUGAAAAAAAAUAAACCCAUGGUUUUAUUAUGGCAUCCUUUUGACAGUCCUAACUGAGUAUUUCACUUCAAAGACUGCCUGGUUUGAAGAACUAACUCUUCUUUUACUUCACUCCAGUUUAAUGUUAACUGUUGUUGAUGGUAUUUUGUAGUCCAGAUUUAUUCAUAUUGUUGAAAUAUAAAGCUGGAACUUAAAGAAACAAAAUUGUUUUCUGCUGAUGUGACAGGGAGUGAUUACGUAUUUAAGACCAAGAGGGCAAAAGCUGACCCUAACAGCAUGUUUGUCAAAAAAGAGAGAAUUUAUUUAACCUUGAUUAGUCAUUGUCAGCAUAAUGCUAACAUUCUCCAGACUAGAUUGCCACUGGAUUACUAAGAUACCUUGUUGAGAGACAACAUUUUCUUCACUCAGAUUGGUUUGUAGGUAAGUCCAGGUUUCUGAUAAAUUGUUCCCCAAGAGUGAUCAGCAGCAAUACAUGAAACAGAAAUGAUAUACUUGUCCUUUUGAUAGUUCUGUUGAUUUAAUGGAUGAGCAGCUGUCCUUUGUGUUGAAAUAAAGCACAGUAGUGUCCAUUGCUGAGUUUUAAUGUGUUACUUGAAGUAAUACUGGCAUAUCUUCUGGUACACUAAUCUGAGCAGACUAGAAAAGCCACUUGCAUGCUGCUGUAGUUGACCUCGUAGCUCUCAGACAAUGGGGAUGGUUUAACCAAGUGAUGUCCUCAUGAGUUGCUCUGGUUGGAAUUCUUGAGGAGGGCUGCAGCAGUCUGUGUACAUCAGGAUGCAAACAGCAAAUGGUGGGCCCGUUUUUACAAAAAGAUCUGAACAAUAUAAAAUUGGCAUGUAUUCAGAUCUCAGUGACAUAGUGACUUUUGAUUUAAAUUGGAGAUGUUUUAAGUUGCAUAUUGAAUAAAUGUGAACAUGUCUUUAAAAGCAGUAAUACAGUGAAAAUUCAGAAGAGUAUUUGUUUGAAUGUUUAAGUUAAAAAAAGAAAAAAAAAAACAACUUUCCUGGAGACCAGAUAAAAUGUUAGGCAAGGUUUGACUGAAGAAGUGGUUUUCUGUAAAGGUUUAAGUACCAAAGGUAGAAAAUCUAGUCUAGUGAUACAAUGUUAAUGUGCAGUGUUGGCUUUUCUAAUUUGUACUGUAACACCUUCACACUUUCUAUUUUAAAUGAGUCUUUUCCUUCUAAAUAAUACUAGGUAUAUUUUCACACCUUUCUUUUCUGAUGCAGAAAUCAGGUUAACAUUUUACUGCAUCUGGUAUGUAUGGUGUAAUGUUUGAAUUUUUGUGACCUUUCUUUUUGGACAUUCUUGUGCUUUUUCAUAUGCUGUAUUCUUCAAGCAAUAAAAUUCUGAUGUGUUUUUAUAAAAUUGCUUUUAUAUUUAAUGAACAGUCUGUCUUCUUCAUUUCCUUUAUAAACAAGAAAAAGACUACUGAAGCCCUGUUUUUAUUUUGGCUUACUGGACACUUUUUGUGACCCGACGUCUUUACAGCCAGAGUGAUGUUGGAUUGGAUUGCUGUGCACUGGGGUUGUUAUUGCUUGCAAACAACAUAUCUGGGCUUGACCUGCUCUCUUUCCUCCUGGGAAUUGCAUUUAGUAUUUAUGUAUUUUUAUAACUUGACAUUCUGCACCUGAGAGCUGCACAGAAGCUGCUGUAGAUUGUGUACCAGCUGCUGAAAUGCUUUCAUCAAGUGAAAGGCUACAGGCAGAGGCUGAGGUAGUAAGAAUUUCAUGUAGUCAUGAUUAGAGAUUACUUAUUCAGCCAUUCUUCUCCAAGUAUGAAAAUAAACUCUGGCACUUUCAGAAGAAUCUUCACUGGUGUUUCAGCAAACAAAUUUUGUAUUACUUUGCUGUUGUGCUUCCGUGCAGGAGUUGCUCAGUGAAGACAGAUUUCUGAAUUUAUGGUACCCCUGAUGAUUUUGGUACACCAGGUACAUAGAGCAUAAAGUUUGGUUAGUGAACUGUAUUGUUGCUUUGUCUCACAAGAAACAUGUAUAAGGAUGUGUCUGUUUCUUAAAUAUUGAGUUGAUAAGAUUAUCUGUGGGUUUUCCAUAAUUACUUUCAAAGUGCUCAAGUGACUUACUCAUGAAUUCUUUCUAUUCUAUUACUUUAAUAAAGUGCACAUCUGCAUGACAUUGUCCAUAAUGAAUAUAGUUGUAUUUACUACACUGAGGUACUUUUAAAGGAGUAUCUGAGGGAUUCUAAACAUCAAAUGCCUUAAAUGGUAUUUGAUGGGAUUUCAGUAGUUGUAUGUGGCUAAUUGAGCUGCAUUUUGAAACACUGGAAUUUCUGCCACAAUGGAAAAUGUCCCUGAAAACCACAAAUAUAAAUUAUGUUCUUCAGAUUUUGUAAAUCUCCACAAAGGAGGACUGUGAAUUGUAAUGCUUGGUUGAUCAUUUUGUAUGGCAAGAUUGUUUUCAGUUGAAACAAAGCCAAGUAAAGGUGACUUGGCAUUUGAAACAAUGCCAAGUAAAGUGACUUAAUGAUCACUGUGAAACAGCCAAACCCUUACUCUGAAAUGUGUACCUCAUUUUCGUUUCCUAGGGUUGGAUUGUGAUUUUGUGUAAGCCAUGCACCAAACAAUGUGGAAGGAGGAGGAGGGGAGGUUUAUAUGAAAGAUAAAGCAUGCUAUGGUGAAAUUUACUUUUGGUAUUAUACUGUUUAGCUGUCUAAUCUGGAAAAGUUGUACUCUGCAGCUUUACAGUGCGAGCACAUCAGUGGGAUGCUGGCCAGUGUUCAGAUGGAUUUCACUUACAGUCAGUACUGGCUCUUGGAGCCCUCAGACUUGUUAAAAGGACACUCAAUACAUGUGCCAUCUGGGACUAAAGGAUGCUGGAUGGAUGCACCUCACUGAUGCAAAGGAGUGUCUUUGAGCCUUGCUGUCAGCCCAUUAAGGUUUGCUUGCAAUCAGGACCAAUAUGUUCCUUUUCAAAAUACAUUUGUGCUUAGUUUGAAUUUUUUUUCCUGAUUUGAGUGCUUUUUGUUUGGAUUCCAUGCCACCAUUGCUACAGAAAUCUGUAAGAAUGUAUUAAUGGCUUUGGAAGUACUUGCUACAGUUGUUGGGUAUGUGGGGCAACAAAUGUGCUAGAGCUGUGCACUUCUGGAAAGAAGCAGAGUGAAAAUGUUCUGUUCUGUGGUGCUGUGCUGUAAUACAACUGAAGCCAAUACUUGGGGAGUGGAGGUUUUGCAAUAAAAUAAUUAGACAGUGAAUCCAGUUGGAUACACCUAAUCCCAUA
This is a messenger RNA of Zonotrichia leucophrys gambelii, 4775 nucleotides long. It is a transcript of the gene DR1, whose product is annotated as down-regulator of transcription 1. Gene Ontology annotation, biological process: negative regulation of transcription by RNA polymerase II; RNA polymerase II preinitiation complex assembly. The transcript is spliced from 3 exons. The record is from RefSeq and is a predicted model, not a curated record. Lineage: Eukaryota; Metazoa; Chordata; Aves; Passeriformes; Passerellidae. The coding region runs from base 390 to 920 and encodes 176 amino acids. Gene Ontology annotation, cellular component: negative cofactor 2 complex. Gene Ontology annotation, molecular function: TBP-class protein binding; protein heterodimerization activity; RNA polymerase II general transcription initiation factor activity.